Molecule: messenger RNA, 348 nt
Organism: Coccidioides immitis RS
Lineage: Eukaryota; Fungi; Ascomycota; Eurotiomycetes; Onygenales; Onygenaceae
Exons: 2
Coding region: 1-348 (115 amino acids)
Source: RefSeq, a predicted model, not a curated record
AUGGCACCAACAAUUAUACUGAUUAAUGCUGAUGAUAUGAAGCUUGUUCUUGAUAUCAGUGCCAAAAUCAGGUCAAACUAUUUUGGCCUGAUUGAUGUGCCUGAUCAUUCCACUCCUGCUGCCACCACCCACCACCUGCAUGCUGCUCCUGUCCUGCCAACUACUGCUGCUGCCUUCCUGCCUCCUUCCAGCACCAUCAGGGUCUCCACCCAUCAAAUGACAGGUAUUAGAGCCUCUGUCUGGUUCACAAAGCUGGUUCUGGAGAAGCAGGAGAAGGAAGAGAAGAAGAAGAAGAAGAGAAAGAAGAAGGACAAUGAUGAUGAUGAAGAUAAUAAUGAUGAUAAUUAA